UUCACCCCGACUCUCGUCCUCCAGUCCCUCCCUCCCCUCUUCCCUCUCCCUCCCUCCCUCCCUCCCUCUCCAGGCUGUGUGCUGGCACGGAUGAGCCACCCCGUCCAGUGCCCUGCUGAACUCGCCUGGUCUCGCCUUGUGGACACUUGUUCGGGAUGAGGGCGGCGCUCCGCAUUCCGCUGCGGGCGUCCAAUUUUGAUCCCGCAGCGGUCAUACGAUCUCCUGCCCAAGUCGCCUGGCGGCCUCUCCUUUCCCACCGCCCCAUCUCCACGACUUCCACCUCGACCCGUCCGCCUGCUGCGAUCUGUCCUUCACGUUCCCUCGCCCAGGCUGCUGCUGCCCCGUCCAUCUUCCGGGCUUCCUACGCCACCCGCACCUCUCCGUUGCUCGAGACCGCCAGAUCGGAACCGGAACACAAUGACAGGAAUCAGAACCAGUCCGGACCGGGUCAGUCGCGCCGCAGGGUCAUCAAGUAUGCCGUGAUUGGAGGUACAAUCGUUGUUGGGGCGGUGGUGUUCUCGGAUCAGGCCCAGCAUCUCUACCGUGCGGCGGCGAGAACAGGGCGGGUUGUCGGCGCAUUGGCGGUCUGUAUCAACGACUAUCGGGUCACGCUUAAGCAAGAAACCUCCACGCCGGAGGAGCGGAGCGAGGCGAUUCGAGCCUGUCACAAGCGAUGCGCGGAACGGACUCUCCGGGUUCUGGAGAAGAAUGGAUCGAUUUUCAUCAAGCUGGGACAACACCUGAGUAGCAUGGGCUAUCUGCUUCCGAUCGAAUGGACCACGACCUUCAUCCCGCUCCAGGACAAGUGCCCCGUCUCGUCGAUCGAAUCCAUCGAGCAGAUGUUCCUCGCCGACACGGGCCGUCCCAUCGACGAGCUGUUCUCGUCCUUCGACCCGGAGCCGAUCGGCGCCGCUUCCCUGGCGCAGGUGCAUAUUGGUACACUGAAGGAAACGGGCCAGAAGGUUGCCGUCAAGGUGCAGCAUCCGGCACUGGCCGAAUGGGUGCCCUUGGAUCUGGCCCUGACUCGGUUCACCUUCUCGAUGCUGAAACGCUUCUUCCCGGAAUACGACCUGGAGUGGCUGUCCCGGGAAAUGGAUCUGUCUCUGCCCCAGGAGCUGGAUUUCCGCAUGGAGGCCGAGAAUGCCAUGCGGGCCAGCGAGUACUUCAAGCAGCAUUCGGACGCGCCGCUGGUCAUCCCUGAUGUCAUGUGGGCUCAAAAACGAAUCCUCGUCAUGGAAUUCAUCUCCGGCCGCCGCCCGGACGACUUGGAAUUCCUCGACGCCAACCACAUCAACCGCGACGAAGUGUCCGCCGCCCUGGCGCACAUCUUCAACGAGAUGAUCUUCGGUGAAAACGCGCCUCUGCACUGCGACCCCCACGGCGGCAACAUCGCCAUCCGUCUGAACCCCACCCGCCGUCACCAGAACUUCGACAUCAUCCUCUACGACCACGGUCUGUACCGCGACAUCCCCACGGACCUGCGCCGCAACUACGCCCACCUCUGGCUGGCGGUCAUCGAUUCGGACAUCCCCCGCAUGCGCGAAUACGCCCGCAAGGUCGCCGGCAUUACCGAUGAACAGUUCCCGCUCUUCGCGAGCGCUAUCACGGGCCGAGAUUACCUGGUGCUCAAGAAGAAGGAUAUCGCGUCUGCGCGCACGUCCGCGGAGAGAGAUAAUAUGUCUGGCUCGCUGGCGGAGGGCAUGCUGCAGCAACUUGUGGAGUUGCUUGGGCAGGUCCCCCGGAUCAUUCUGUUGAUUCUCAAAACUAAUGACCUGACCCGCAGUCUCGACGAAAACCUACACACCCGCCAAGGCCCCAUGCGCACAUUCCUCAUCCUCGCGCGCUACGCCACCCGCACCGUCUUCGAGGAGCAGAUGGACGCCGUCCGCGAAACAGGCGGCCUGCUCCGUCCGCGCAACUUCUGGCGCUUCCUCUGCGCCUGGACCGGGUUUCUGCGCGUGGAGCUGAAGUUAUCUGUUUACGAGACGCUGUUGGCGCUGAAGAGUCGGUUUGGGUGGUUAUAGAUAGACUAUAUCUUUUCUCCCUCCUUUUUCUUCUUGGAAUACUGAUUUAUAGUUUGCUUUUCUGUUCAAGGAGUGAGUUGCCUGUCUGUCUAUGUUUGAUCUUUCUGCCUUGUUGAUUAGAAGGCAUGUGCAUGGCACAUAUGGCGUUUUUAUUAUUUUUGCUGUACUGUUAUUUCACUGUCACUGUUACUGUUCUUUAUCAUUGUGGCUUUUUCUUUCAUCUUUCUUCUUUUUCUCUUUUCUCUUUUCUCUGUUAUCUUUCCUUGUUUCUAGACUACGUUGUUGAUUUGUUGGUUUGUCUUGAAAAAGCUGUAUACUUAUUAUUAUAGAGAGGAGAGAAUACAUAGGAUCAGAUUCAGAUAUCAGAUAUCAG
Aspergillus heteromorphus CBS 117.55 is the source of this 2397-nucleotide messenger RNA. RefSeq names its product ABC1 kinase family protein. Gene Ontology annotation, biological process: mitochondrion organization; lipid homeostasis. The transcript has 4 exons. Lineage: Eukaryota; Fungi; Ascomycota; Eurotiomycetes; Eurotiales; Aspergillaceae. Gene Ontology annotation, cellular component: mitochondrial inner membrane. Bases 156 to 2024 code for a protein of 622 amino acids. The record is from RefSeq and is a predicted model, not a curated record.